Molecule: messenger RNA, 1325 nt
Organism: Gallus gallus (chicken)
Lineage: Eukaryota; Metazoa; Chordata; Aves; Galliformes; Phasianidae
Gene: ANKRD61
Product: ankyrin repeat domain 61
Exons: 2
Coding region: 470-1288 (272 amino acids)
Cellular component (GO): cytoplasm; nucleus
Molecular function (GO): protein binding
Source: RefSeq, a predicted model, not a curated record
GUCACAAAGAAAGGCACUGCUCAAGGGGAAGAGACCAAACCUUUCAGUUCCGAUUAUGGAUUGUCAUUACAAAAACUGUAACUUCCUUGUCUGUCAGUAGCAGAGUGAGUUAGACAGCCAGCAGUCCUGCCACUGCCUGUGCUCGCCCUGAGCUCCUGUGAGGGCAGAGGGCGUACAGUUUGUGCUGUGAAGAGCUACAUGAAGUAAUAAUGGAAAAUGGCAGGAGAUAAAGCUUUACCAUCUGUUAGUGAAAUAGUGAGUGUUUGGAAGGGCUCCCACCUCACAGACCUGCUCUCCCUCCAGAAAUAACAAGAGGCUACACGGCAUUUCGUCUCCUACUAAAUGUACUUAAUGCCUACAGAGGUGGGACAUCCACUUCAGGCAAAUUUCAGAGAAAUCAGCCAGCUUCGGAGUAACACAGAAGAGUGCCUCUGUCUUGCAUGAUGUAAAACACCAGAAAAAUCCUGAAAUGAGUCACUACAAAUGCAACCACCUUGUACAUUCAAGCCCACAGUCUGAUGAUGCCUUUCCACCUACAGCCAUUCUUUUUGAAUACUGUCUCAACAUAAAGGACACAGACAAAUCUGGCUGGAUGCCUCUUCACAUAGCUGCAGGGUCACUGAACACAGAGGCAAUAGCAGCUUUAAUUGCAUCUGGAGCAAAUACCAAUUUUACUACUACAACUUGUGGCAGAACUGCCCUUCACAUCGCAGUGCGCGCAGCAUCAUCCAAGGCAAGCAGAAUUUUAGGUGUUAACACAGAUUGCAUCUCUUUACUAUUAAGUAAUGGAGCCAAUGUAAAUAUUCAAGAUCGUGAAGGACGAACACCUGUGCACGAGGCCUGCUCAGGGGGUAGGAGGGAAAUAGUUGAUCUCCUCUUAGAGUAUAAAGCAGAUAUGAACAGUCUAACAAGAGACGGGCAAUCUCCAGUCUUUCUGUUUCUUCAACAGAGAUCACAUUUAAAAGACAGAGCACUGCUGAACAAGUUACUGGGAUUCUCAUAUCCACUGAUGUUAAGAGAUAAUCAAGGAAAUCUGCCCACUGGCCUUCUGUUCUCAGAAUUCCAAAUGCUGAAGGACUUCCUUCUAACAUUAUCACAGAAAUUACUGUCCCUGGAGGAUAUCUGCAAGAUCACUGUUAGAAGAAUAUACGGAGAAAACAGCAAGUACUGGCUCAAAAGCAGGCUUCCAGCAACUGUAUGGAAUUCAUUAUACAGCUAUCAGGAUAUAGGAAAAUAUGUCUGUGAUGACAAUGAACAGGAAGGCAAACUCAAAUGCUGUAAAGCCUGAACAGCCUGUAGAGAAAUUAAAAUUGAUCCAGAAUGAA